Messenger RNA from Antechinus flavipes (yellow-footed antechinus), 4508 nucleotides. Its product is annotated as zinc finger protein 501-like. Gene Ontology annotation, molecular function: DNA-binding transcription factor activity, RNA polymerase II-specific; RNA polymerase II cis-regulatory region sequence-specific DNA binding. The coding region runs from base 207 to 1784 and encodes 525 amino acids. The transcript has 6 exons. The record is from RefSeq and is a predicted model, not a curated record. NCBI's taxonomy places the organism in Eukaryota, Metazoa, Chordata, Mammalia, Dasyuromorphia, Dasyuridae. Gene Ontology annotation, biological process: regulation of transcription by RNA polymerase II.
AAUCUUCGUUGGGGCGGGAGACAGGUGGCGGCGCAGGCGCAGGCCAAGUCUCGCGUGGGCCUGGACUUGCCGCCCCUUUGUUUUCCUGUCCGCUCCUCGCAGCUGUUCUAGUCCCGGGACCUGCGACCCUCGCGCCUGUUGCUCCCAGGCCCCGAAGGGAGGGAUCCAUCAUUUCCUGGAAAACAGCUGGGAAGCAAGCAGUGACCAUGAAAGGUCUGGCCUCGUCGCUCGGGGAGAGAGAUAUCCCUAUUCAAAAUUUUGUCUCCCUCCAAGAGAAGCCCACAGAAGAGCUGGGAAGAUUGAUAUCUGGCCUGUCAAGAGCCAGAGCUCAGGAGUCAUUGACUUUCAAGGAUGUUGCUGUGAAUUUCACCCGGGAAGAGUGGAGGCACCUGGACAUUGGUCAGAGGGACCUAUACAGGGAAGUUAUGCUGGAGAACUAUAGGAACCUGGUCUCAUUAGGGCAUCACAUUUCCAAACCAAAUAUGAUUACCCAGUUAGAAAAAGGAAGAGAGCCAUGGAUGAUAGAAAGUGGAACCUCAAGAUGCACUUGUUCAAACAGGGAAACUAGGCCUGAAGCCAAAGAUUCAGCUCCAAAGGAAGGCAUUUCCAAAGAGAACUCACACCAGGAAGGAAUCACCAUGAGUGGUCUCUGGUCUUCCAAAGUAGGAAAAACCUGGAAAUGUGAUAGUCAGUCAAAUUGUCAACAGGGAAUCCAGGAAAGACAAGUGAAACAAGUGGAAGUUACCCAGAAGAAAAACCUCACUGAGAAGAAAUUUCCUAAAUCUAAUAAAUUUCGAGUAAGCUACAGUCUGCACUCUGCUACGGCUUCUCAGGAAGUUUCUGUGGGACAGAAUUGUCAUAAAUGUGACAUGUGCAGAAAGAACUUCAAAGAGAAUUCUGGCCUAAUUAAACAUAAGAAAAUUUGUUCAGGGAAGAAACGCUUUGAAUGUAAUGAAUGUGAUAAAGCUUUCAGCCAGCGUGCACACCUUAUUCAGCAUCAGAGAAUUCAUACUGGAGAGAGACCCUAUGAAUGUAAUGAAUGUGGUAAAGCUUUUAGACGGACUAUAGACCUUACUCAACAUCAGAGGAUUCAUACUGGAGAAAAGCCCUAUGAAUGUAAUCAGUGUGAGAGAGCUUUUAGCCAGCGUGCACAUCUUAUUCAACAUCAGAGAAUCCAUACUGGAGAGAGACCCUAUGAAUGCAGUGAAUGUUCAAAAGCCUUUAGCUGGAGUACACAUCUUACUGAACAUCAGAAAAUUCAUACAGGAGAGAAACCCUAUGAAUGUAAUGAAUGUGGAAAAGCCUUCCGAAAAAGUACAGAUCUUAAUCGACAUCAAAGAAUUCAUACUGGAGAGAAACCCUAUGAAUGUAGUGAAUGUGAGAAAGCUUUUAGCCAGCGUGCACAUCUUACUCAACAUCAGAGGAUUCAUACUGGAGAGAAACCCUAUGAAUGCAAUGAAUGUGGGAAAACCUUCAGAUGGAGUACACACCUUACUCAACAUCAACGAAUCCAUACAGGAGAGAAACCCUAUGAAUGCAAUGAAUGUGGGAAAACUUUCCGUCGGAGUACUGAACUUACUCAACAUCAAAGAAUUCACACUGGAGAGAAGCCAUAUAAAUGUAAUGAAUGUGAGAAAGCCUUCAGCUGUAGGACACACCUUAUUCAUCAUAAAAGUACUCAUAGUGGAGAGAAACCUUAUGAAUGCAAUGAAUGUGGUAAAACCUUCAAUCGUAGUUCAUCGCUUACUCAACAUCAGAGGAUCCAUACUGGAGAGGAACCCUAAACCUGAUGUAGAUAUGGAAACACUUCUUAUGAGAGAUGAAUUGUUGCAUCAGAAAUUCACAUUUGAUGAGUGCUAAAAUAUAGGCAUUUGAUAUUUGUUUGCUUUUAAGAAUAAAAAAGUAACAUGACCAGCAUUAUAGCCAACCCAGCCUAAAAAAGAAGAUAACAUACUAGAAUAUAAAAAAGUACACCAAUUUAAGGUCAAAAACUCUAGGUUUGAUUUUCCUGGCUUUCCCUGGCUUUCUUGACACUGCAGCUCAUGGUGACAUUUUUUCCCUCACCCUUCUAUCCUGUUUCUUCCCCCUUCCCUCCCACUGGCCUAUAAUUAUAUUUAACUGGCUGAAUCUAUGACUUCAAAUUUUUGUUGUCUCUGUGUGGUGUAAUUCCUUUGCUCCCUGAGUUUUAUUUCCUACUUUCACUUAAUUAUUGAAUAUUUUGGUUCUGGUGCCCAACUUAUUCUUUCUUGCAUUGAACUAUAUUUUUUACUGAGGCAAGCCUGGCUAUUAAGUGUUGGCUUGCUAGAUUGGCUGAUUGAAUAUAACAGAGAACUCCUCUGGGUGUAUGAAAACUUUCAGCCAGAAUAUUUUACUCAAUAUCAGAAAAAUCGAUAUCAGAAAGAAACAAAAGCAUACUGAAUAUAUGAAAAGGACUUCAGAAUCAGCUCAACUUUUGAUAAAUGUUAUUGUGUUCAUAUUGGAGAGAAUUUCUAUGAAGAUAAUGUUUGAAACCCUUCUGCCAGAGUAUAUACCUUACUUAACAUCAAGGAAAUUAUACUGAUGAGGAAUUCUAUGUAUACAGUGAUUAAAAGCUUUCAAUUAUAGUUUAUCCCUUAUCUUUCAGUGGAGAGUAACCAUGACAAAGAUUCUGAAGAAGGGAAAUUUUUCAGACUUAAUCCUUAGUUCAUUAACUUGCAGUCAAGAUAUCAAUUUGUCACCCAUCAACUCUGAUUUUAUUUGGUAUAUUUUAAAGUAUGGGCUCAGCAUUAGUGUGUUAUCUUCCAUAAGUAACCAGCCUAGGUAAAUUCUGUGAAGGUCUUUACCAGAAAGUUGACUACCAGGUGAAAAAUUAAUUUGGUCACAAAACUCAUGAAGAUGAAAUGUAGGAUUAUAGACUGCAAUAUUGAAAUCAUUGAUCUAUGAAAAACUGGUGUAUUUUAAAGACGCUUUUUUUUUCCUUUUAAAAAAAUUUCUUUAAAUAUAAAUAGACUGCUGUCAGCUAACAGUAGAAUUUUGCAAAUCUGAGUGUGCUGGUCUGUUUACUUAGAAUAACCCUUAAGUUUAAGAUUUCUGGAAAAUGUAGGAAUAUGAGUGUAAAGCAACUAAAGCUUUUGAAACAACAGUGGGUCUGUAAAGAAACUUUUCAGAGCAAAGAACUGAACAGUCUGUUCUUACAUUUGUAGUAGGUUCCCUUACAGGAAAAUUAAAAUGAUUUAUAUUUAGUAUUAUUAUAUUUAGUAUUAUUAUAAGAAAGCAAUGUUAAAAUGUAGGGUUGGGAUUCAAGAUUCCUGACCAGAUGACUGUUGUCCAAAGUUUUUUAUAGAAAUGAUUACAAAUACUAUAUUUAAUCUAUUAUAAAUGCUAUAGAUGCAUGAUACCAAGUUUUCUAAAGUGUAUAUAAGUUGUUAAAUAGGACAACUCAGUGAUGUAUCAUUUAAAAUUGUAUUUUAUAUGAAAAAUUUAUUUUUGUGCAGACCAUUGAUUUCAUUAAUUGGAGAACUCCCUUUGUAGACUCUAACCCUAAUGAUGCAGAUCAACAACUUGUUUUUAACUUGAAUUUGUCAUGAGAUACUUGGAAAAUUGAGAGAGAAUGAUUUGUCCAUGAUUACAUAGUAUGUUCCAGAGGCAGGUCUUGAAUUUAAGUCUUCUGAAUCCUAAGACCAGCUACUCUGUCUACUACUUAUUACUUUCUCUCUGGCUUCUUUAUUAUUCCUAUAUUAUUUUAUAUGGCAGCAAAUCAGAAGGUGAAGGAACCUUUUCCCUAUAGUCAUGAAAUUCAGAAGGACUUUUGGGGAUAUGUUUAGAUACUUCUGAAAGGCUUUUGGGAAACAUAAGAAAAAUUUGAUGACCUUUCAAAAAACUGAUUCAGAAACUUUAUUUUUCUAUCCUUUUUUAUUCACUAUAAAUUUUCUUCUUUUAACAAGCAAGAGUGAUUUAAGUGAGAACAUAGCAUAAUGGAAACAGUUUGCAUCAAAGAAUUAAACUCAUGCCUAUGUAGUUGUGGGCAAAUUAUAGCCUCUCAAGAUCCUAGGCAACUUUCUAAGACAGCAAAUUGCAGAGUUGAUUAGUAGAAGAAAUCUCUCUUAGGGAAUACCUUACAUUGCUGAAAUCACAAGUCUUUCUGAUUCUUGGCAUUUGAGAUCAAAUUAUUUAUUCUAAUUUGAAAGUACAAUGCCUUUCUGUAAUUUGAGAUAUCAUCUUAUAAGUUUCAUCUUUUUCUUUGUUAUGCCUCAUCAGUGAUUGAAUCGAUGGUUAUGAUUGAAGACAGCUCACAAGUUAUAAGAAAACAGUGCUUAUUAUUGUUAUGCGUGAACCCUCUAGAAAUUGAUUUUUCCUUUCCAACCUUUUGUCCCUUGUUUUUAUUAUAUUUGUGGUAUAUUUGUGUGGGUUUAAUGCUUAUGGAAUAGUUUAGUUCAUUUCCCCAUGUUAAUGCUUUUCCUUUUAACUGAUUUUUAUUAUAGAUUGUUCUCUUUAUAUUGUUGAAAUACUAACCUUGGUUUGUUUGCAGA